AUGGCUCCAAAAGCAGAGAAGAAACCAGCCUCCAAGGCCCCAGCUGAGAAGAAGCCAGCCGGAAAGAAGACCGCCGCCUCUUCUGACGCUAAGAAGAGAACCAAGGCUAGAAAGGAGACCUACUCCUCUUACAUCUACAAGGUGCUGAAGCAAACGCAUCCAGACACCGGUAUUUCCCAAAAGGCCAUGUCCAUCAUGAACUCUUUUGUGAACGAUAUCUUUGAGAGAAUCGCUUCUGAGGCUUCCAAGCUUGCUGCUUACAACAAGAAGUCCACUAUCUCUGCCAGAGAGAUCCAAACUGCCGUGAGAUUGAUCUUGCCAGGAGAGUUGGCUAAGCACGCUGUUUCCGAGGGUACCAGAUCUGUCACCAAGUACACUUCUGCUACAUCUGCUUAA
Messenger RNA from Ogataea philodendri, 396 nucleotides. RefSeq lists its product as uncharacterized. Gene Ontology annotation, cellular component: nucleosome. The coding region runs from base 1 to 396 and encodes 131 amino acids. The record is from RefSeq and is a predicted model, not a curated record. Gene Ontology annotation, biological process: nucleosome assembly. The transcript has a single exon. Gene Ontology annotation, molecular function: structural constituent of chromatin; DNA binding; protein heterodimerization activity. Lineage: Eukaryota; Fungi; Ascomycota; Pichiomycetes; Pichiales; Pichiaceae.